Entamoeba dispar SAW760 is the source of this 1281-nucleotide messenger RNA. RefSeq names its product sphingosine kinase, putative. Gene Ontology annotation, biological process: sphingosine biosynthetic process. The record is from RefSeq and is a predicted model, not a curated record. The coding region runs from base 1 to 1281 and encodes 426 amino acids. Lineage: Eukaryota; Evosea; Mastigamoebida; Endamoebidae. Gene Ontology annotation, cellular component: membrane; intracellular membrane-bounded organelle; cytoplasm. The transcript has 2 exons.
AUGAGAGAAUCAGAAGAAUACAUCGAAAUAGGAAAAGAGAGAAUUGCAAAAAAAGAUAUUUGUCUUUACAAAUAUGAAGAAGGAGAGUUUGUAGGACAUCUUCUUGAAGCUAAAGGAAAAACUAAAAAGCAUCGAGUUAUUAAAGUGAAAAUGGAAAAAGAAGAAUAUAAAAAAUUGAAAAUAGAAAUAGAUAAAAAGAAAAAAUAUCCAAAAUUAUAUAUUAUAUUAAAUCCAUUUAGUGGAACAAAAAAAGGAGAAAUAAUAAUGAAAGAAAUAGAAGAAUAUUUAAUAAGUAUGGGAAUAAUAUAUACAAUUCAAAAAACAGAAUAUCCAGGACAUGAAAAAGAAAUAGCAGAAAAAACUGAUUUUAGUCAAUAUGAUGUUAUUGUAUCGGGAGGAGGAGAUGGAACAUUAUAUUCAAUAAUUAAUGGAAUUAUUUCACAACAUAAAAAAGAAAUUCCAAUAGUAUCACCACUUGCAUGUGGAUCAGGAAAUGGAGUAGCAUAUAGUUUAUAUAAAGAUAAUGAACCAAUAACAGGAAUGUGUCAUAUAAUAUGUGGAGAAGUUACAAGAAUUGAUGGAAUUAUAUUAAAUCAUCAUAAAAAAAAAAAGAAAUAUUAUGGAAUAUUACAAUUUGAAUUUUCAUAUUUAUCAAGUAUUGAUUUUGAAAGUGAAUGUAUUAGAUGGCUUGGAGCAUUUAGAUUUAUUUUAUGGACACUUUGGUAUUGUGUUACACUUAUGACUACUAAAGCAAAAAUAAAAACUAAAAAAUAUGAAAUGACAAAUGAUGGAGAAUGUGGAGCAUUAUGUUCUACUUGUAAAAAUAAUAAAAUAAAAGAACUAGAUUAUACAAAAGAUAUUGCUGAUCAAAUUAUUCAACAACAUAUAGAUCCUGAUUCUUCUCUCUCUAAAAAUGAUGGUUGGGAAGAAUUACCUUAUUCUUCUUAUUGUAUUUAUUUUUUUAAUAAUUUCGCUUAUGGAAUGCCAGGAAUUGAAUUUGCUCAUGGUGCUCAUAGAAAUGAUGGUUUUAUUGAUUCAUGGAUUCUUCCUGGUGAAAGAGCAACUCGUUGGAGAUUUUUAGGUUUUUGGAUUUGUGCUGUAUUAAAUCUUUUUGUACCUAAUUAUAUUUCAGGUUUUGAUUAUUUUAGAUCAACUGCUUUAUCUAUUAGAUUACAAAAUGAUGUCGUAAUUGGUAUCGAUGGUGAAAAACUUCCUCCAGGAAAUAGUUUUGAUUUAUAUGUUGCCCCUGGUUUAUAUCGUACUAUGUUAUGUACUAAUUAA